GGACCUGAACUCUAUCUCUAAUUAUUUAAGAUCCAACCUUUGUUGACUCUCUUUCUUAAUAAUAAUAAUAGUCUAGAUCGUUAAACCUAAAAGGAGAAGUAGCAUCUACAAAUUGAGAAAUCCGUCUCUUGCUUAACACAUCUUGAAAUUGAAUUCUGAUUUUUCGGAUCCUGAUUCGGGUUUGGAUGUACAAAUGGCAAUCAUGAGCGACAAGGGAGAGAAGACAUGCCCAUUGUGUGCUGAGGAGAUGGAUUUGACGGAUCAGCAAUUGAAGCCAUGCAAAUGUGGUUAUGAGAUCUGUGUUUGGUGCUGGAACCACAUUAUGGAAAUGGCUGACAAGGAUAAUUCUGAUGGUCGCUGCCCAGCUUGUCGUAUACCAUACGACAAGGAAAAGAUAGUGGGGAUGGCAUCAAACUGUGAAAGGCUAGUGGCUGAAAUGAAUUCAGAGCGAAAACUGAAGUCCCAUAAAGGGAAGCCAAAAACAUCUGAAGGGAGGAUGCAUCUAAGCAAUGUUAGAGUCAUUCAACGGAAUCUAGUGUAUAUAAUUGGAUUACCUCUCAAUAUUGCAGAUGAAUCCCUUCUUCAGCGAAGAGAGUAUUUUGGCCAAUAUGGAAAGGUUCUGAAGGUGUCUAUUUCUCGAACUGCAACAGGGGCGAUUCAACAUUCUGCAAACAACAGCUGUUGUGUGUAUAUAACAUAUGCAAAAGAGGACGAAGCAGUUCGUUGUAUUCAAUCAGUGCACAGUUUUGUCUUAGAAGGUAGAUCCUUGAGGGCAUGUUUUGGAACGACAAAAUAUUGCCAUGCAUGGCUGAAAAAUAUGCCUUGCAGCAUUCCGGACUGUUUAUAUUUGCAUGAUUUUGGCUCUGAGGAAGAUAGUUUUACAAAAGAUGAUUUAGUUUCAGCCUUUACAAGGAGUAGAGUACAACAAAUUAUUGGUGCUACAAAUAAUUUGCAUCGGCGUUCAGGAAAUGUUUUGCCACCCCCAGCAGAUGAGUGCACUGAUAGGAACAUAUCAUUGACAGCCAAACAUGAUUCCAAAACUUCUACCCAGAAUAAAAUGAACUGGGAUAGCAGUUCAUGUGUGGAAAGUGGUGCUGGAAGAUCCAAUACACUACAUGGGGCAGCUUCAUGGGUGACACGUGUCGCUGGCAGUUUGCCACCAGUUACAAGUUUUUCAUCGUCAGGUGGAACUCCCAAUCAUAAACCUGGAACAUCACAUGGUCCCUGUGCUCUUGCAUCAGAAGUUGUGAGCACCAAAAGUUCUGGUGACAUAAAAAGAACCAUACUUGAAGGAAGCUGUGAAGUGAAUCCUGUCAAUUUAACAUUAAUUGACCAUUUACCUUGUUCUCCAGCAUCUCAGGACAGUGCUGGAGAUGCUGCAUUGCCAUCAGCUGGAACAAGCCCUUCAAAACUCACCAAACCAUCAUGUAUUACCAGUCUGGAUGGGGAUCUUCAGGGACUGUGUUCUGGGUUAUCGUCAAUUUGUACUGAUGGUAACCUUAAGGAUGAGUACCGUGAACCUGUUACUUCAGAAAUUUUUAUUUCUAUUCACAAACCGCCCAAAAGUCAAGUCUCACAACAAUUUGUUAGUGAGCCACUUAGCGAGUCUUCAUUCUCGCCAACACUGAAAGAAUGUGCUAUUGUUGAGGAUUUACUCUGUUUUGAUGAUCAGGAAGUCCAGGACUUUGGAAGCAUCCAUAAUCAACCACCCAUAUCAUCCUCACCUUCUUCAAAGCAGCAUUUGGAACAGUCCUGGCAGCAAGGCAAGAUUCAUCAAUGCACUGUUGAUGUACAUCCAAAGAUUCUUCCCCCUAAGCAUGACGAGGUUGCUUUUCCAUUCAGAUCAGGCAACACAGUUUUGUCAAACGGAUUGCAUGGCAGACAAGCUAAUGGCCUUACCGAGUGGGAUAGAUCUUCUAACCAUUCUAGUGUCUUGUUAGAGAUAGGACCAGGGAAGUGCUUGGAAGAACAUGGUAAUAUGGCCAGUGGUGACUGUAAACUUGAUCAAGAUACAGAUGAGAGCAGCAUUAUCUCAAAUAUUUUAUCCAUGGAUUCUGGUGUGUGGGAAGAUUCAUUGACAUCACCUCAGAAUUUAGUUAAGUUCCUGGCUGAUAAUGAUACACAACAAAGUUCCCUCAAAAGACCAUGCAUGCGAAAACCACAGGAGAGUAGUCAAUCAAGGUUCUCAUUUGCCAGGCAGGAUGGUUUCUCCAAUCAUUUGUCUAAUUUUGAACAUUCUUUUGAAAAUGCAACAAAUAAGUCUCCCGUCUCAAAUCAUAUUAUUGAAAACAAGGAACCUUGGAUGGACCAUUACCGUAGUAUCUCUUCAAAUAUUACUUCUGUGGAAUCAAAUGGUUUUCUCAGCAAGCAUCCUUUUACAUCUUCUAGCUUUUCUGUUUCCAAAACUUCCACUUCUCCCCCUCCAGGAUUCUCGGUGCCAAGCAGAGCUGUGCCUCCAGGCUUUCUUACUCAUGGGGCAGUACACUAUGAUUUUGACCAUUCUGCAAAUCAUUUUCUACAAAACUCUGCUCCACUAUCUAGGAAUAUUGGCAUCUCCGGGGAUGUUGAAUUUAUUGAUCCUGCAAUAAUGGAAGGUGGGAAAGGAUUUCUGUCAGCAAGGCUGAGUAAUCCAGGCUUUGAUGCAAAACCAGCUUGCCCCCCCCAGUUUAGUCCUUUUGAUCAUGAUUCAGAGCUUCAAAUGCUGAUGCGGCAAUCAAUUUCUGCUCAGCAGAACCCCAGGUUGUCAGAUCAGUUAAGGAAUAGAUUCUCUCCACCAGAUGAUGCUUACACCAUUUCACCUAUGUUUCUUGGUCAAUCUCCACCCAACAAAUUAUCAUCAUUUACACAAUUGACAGCUCAACAGCUUAGGAAUAUGCACAUGUCAAAUGGCAGUUUGGGUGGUGGUUGGAAUGAGGUAAAAAACGUCAGUGAUCCUUGUUUGCCAGAAUUCCUGGGAAAUGGAGGGUUGGGAUUUAGCAAAUUUGUUCCUAGCUAUGAGGAUUUGAAGUAUCAAAUGUCUGGUUCCAGCAAUCUAUACAACAGAGGAUUUGCAAUGUGAUAUCUGUGGAAUUGGAAUUGCUCCUUAAUACUUGAAUGGGCUGAUGAGCAUAACAGAGUGAUUGAUUUGGUGGCUUCUAAGGUGCCCUCAGAUGAAUAUACUAUGGUUUGGAUUUAUAGUCUCGUUGCAUAUUGGUGGUUGGCAACCCUAAUCCGGUGCAUUCUUUGCCCCCCCUCAUUAACAGGAACUUUUGUCUUCUAUCAGAGCGAUUGAAAAGGCAGUUUAUCAUCAUGGAAGAAUUCAAUGUGUGCUCCAAGAGAUUACUGUGCUGUUAGUGGUUUACUUAUAGGACUGAGAUAGCUCUUGGCUUCACUCUGCGUGGUACAUUUGAGCUGCAUGGUGGUUCCAUUUAAUGCAGAUGCAUGUUCAUUCCAUGCAUUAUUGACGUCAAUCUUUUCUACAUGAAGAGAAGGUUAGCUGGGAAAGGAACACUGUUUUUAGCCACGCACAUUUUGGCAGCUUUGUAGACAAGGAGUGAGAAUCUGCCAUGCUCACCCAUUGCAUGAAGAGUGAAGGUAUUUGGUAGUUGCGCCUCGUUAAGUUAUGCUCACGAUCCUAACUGAUAGGCCCACAGCUAGAGUUCAAAUGGAAAACCAAGGCUUCCUAUAGAUAAGAGAAAAACGAAGGUCGUCCUCUCCUCCUUUCUUUCCUCCUGCCUUUGUAUUAAGAUGCUGUCAUUUAUGAAUGAAAACAAAGCUUAAACAA
This is a messenger RNA of Populus euphratica (Euphrates poplar), 3763 nucleotides long. RefSeq lists its product as uncharacterized. Gene Ontology annotation, cellular component: CCR4-NOT complex. The transcript is spliced from 14 exons. Lineage: Eukaryota; Viridiplantae; Streptophyta; Magnoliopsida; Malpighiales; Salicaceae. Bases 194 to 3058 code for a protein of 954 amino acids. Gene Ontology annotation, molecular function: RNA binding; ubiquitin-protein transferase activity. Gene Ontology annotation, biological process: protein ubiquitination. The record is from RefSeq and is a predicted model, not a curated record.